Dendroctonus ponderosae (mountain pine beetle) is the source of this 2529-nucleotide messenger RNA. It is a transcript of the gene HGTX, whose product is annotated as homeobox protein Nkx-6.2. The transcript has 4 exons. Gene Ontology annotation, biological process: cell differentiation; regulation of transcription by RNA polymerase II. Gene Ontology annotation, molecular function: RNA polymerase II cis-regulatory region sequence-specific DNA binding; DNA-binding transcription factor activity, RNA polymerase II-specific. NCBI's taxonomy places the organism in Eukaryota, Metazoa, Arthropoda, Insecta, Coleoptera, Curculionidae. The record is from RefSeq and is a predicted model, not a curated record. Gene Ontology annotation, cellular component: nucleus. Bases 225 to 1238 code for a protein of 337 amino acids.
UAGUUUCCUUGCAAGUCUCUCGUCAGUUCAUUGUCAACCUACUGUCCACUGAUUCUAGAGUCAGCUACAAUUUGACCAUGCUCAGCUAUUUUUCGUGAAAGUGGUGUGAUGUGUGUCGUUCCGUGAGUGAGUUUCCUAACGUGUUUCCAAAUAAACUAGGACUAUUUAAAGGAGACGCGGCUAGUUCGCGUCCAGCAAUUUUAACCACGGCGUCUCCAGUGGCAAUGACGCAACAUAGCGACGCUUCUAGUGAUCGUUCUGAGGUGUCCGUGACUCCUCCGCCGCCAGUUUCCAAGAUGCUGGAAUUCGCUAGUCAUCAAAAUCUCAGUCUUUUCAAUUUGGAGCACCGCAACAUGUUGGCAGCGCCUCUUGCAGCCUUACACUCCAUGGCUGAGAUGAAACAGCAUCAACAGCAUCUUAGUCCUUCCGAGCACAUGCACGGUCAAGACAAAACCGAUGCCGACAUGGUUUUAGAACGAACUAGUUUACACAUGGAAAGAUCCGGACUGACAUCGCGGAGUCCUCUCGGUGCCACUAGUAAUAGCAAUAGUUCACAAGGAGCCAAUCCCCAUGGCAUAGAUCACAUACUAUCGAGACCCUCACAAAUCACCACGGGCUCUCUUCAUUUCCCUCACAAUUUAGGAUUUACCCAAAACUCGCUGGGAAUGACUGCGAAUAGUGCUCAAAAUGCAGCUAAUCCUGGCUUGAGAGGAUUCAAUAUUGCCGCUGCUGCCUUUUUUCACCAUCAUGCUGCUAACUCCGUCAACAAGCCUCCGGUAGAGCUGGGAAGAACCACAGGGGGACUCUACUGGCCGGGCAUUCAGAGCCUCAAUCCUAUUGCAUGGAGGGACCGACUCAGUGGCAAAAACGACAUAUACGUCCGCUAUGUGAACCAAAGUAAUAUGGCGGGAUUAGGUCCGGAUAAAGACGCCAAAAAGAAACACACAAGGCCGACAUUUUCAGGGCAGCAGAUAUUUGCACUAGAAAAGACUUUUGAACAAACCAAAUAUCUUGCUGGCCCUGAAAGGGCGAAACUUGCGUAUGCCUUAGGAAUGACCGAGUCGCAAGUAAAGGUCUGGUUUCAAAACAGGAGAACAAAAUGGCGAAAAAAGCACGCAGCUGAAAUGGCCACUGCGAAAAGAAAACAGGAAGUGCUUGAUAAUCAAACGGAUGAAAAUAGUGACAUUAUAUCCGACAAUGAAGACGAGCAUUCUGCCAAACGACAAAACCUGCAAUGAGUGUGGUAAAUAAGGGUUGUGGUUUUAUAUGGACAAAGUUGAGGGACGUUUACAGAUUAACAAUUGCGACUGAAGAGACUUUAAUCAGAAGAACUGUUAAUGCUUAGACUUGAGCACUUGCGGUUCAGUUAAUAUUUCCUUCAUCUUCAUUCAGUUCACAAAUCGCAUACGCAAUUUAAUGACUUGGAAUAACUGCAUACUUUCUUGCUAGAGACAUUUGCAUAAUUGUGAUAAACUAUGGAAAAGUAUAUUUAAAUGAUUUUUUAAUGAAGUAAAAUUAUAAAACCGUCGCUAGAAAUAUUUAAAAUCAUAUUCUCAGUCCACAACUCUUUAACGUUUGUACAUAUAGUGAAAAAUAAAAUGUAGUGAUCUCAUUCUAUUGUGAAAGUGAUUCAGGACAACUUGUAAAAAUGUUAUAUAAUGUAUGGCAAAUAUACGUGUAUGUAUAAAUACUUCCGUAGCAUUAUACUUAUAGAACAUCUUUUUAGUUUUGUUUCUUCGGCAGUAAUACGUUACAAAUGAUAUUUAGUCACUAGUAUUCGUUGUCAUAGCACACUGGCUUUUAGUUGAGGUAGAUGAACGUAUGAUAUCAUGUAUUGGUCAAACGCAUCAUUUCAAUUAACUAAUCAAGUGCAAACUUCCGCAUUAAUUAAUUAUUAUUUGCAAGAAAUAUGUAUAUUAGUUGAACAUCGCAUUGUUUUUGUUUAAUGUAAAUAUUAUAUAUUUAUAUGUAAUAUAGGCUAACAUUUGUAUGCGUUCAGUAUGAAUUAGUUAUUUACUUUAAUAAUUCCAAAUCUAGUCAGUCAGAACGGUUUCAGUCACAUCGCCUUAGCUGUAUAUAAUCGCUAACCGUUUUACGAUACGAAUUCUAAUGCCGAAUAAACAGUUUCUAAACAGAAUUAAACACAAAAUUGUCAUAUAAAUUUUACUCGUUUGUGUUUGUCCGUGAUUGUCGAUUUUUAUUGUUAUAAUGUAUUAGCAGCAUUUUUUUUGUUGCUAAAGUUGAAACUUUACACCUGUGUAAAUGACACUUUUAUUAUUUUUUACUUUCUAAUAAACUAAAUUUUACACGGAAAUUGAUUACAUGUAAAGUUUACGGUAUUAGCAAGAUAUAGUUGCUUCUCAUUAAAACGUGCCAAAUUUUAACUGUGUGUAUAAGAAGUAAAUAAGAAAACGUGCAAUGUUUGUAUACAUAAUAUCCUCGGAAUACAUGCAGCUACAUUAUGUAUUGUAUUGAAAAAAUCUGUAUUUAUAAUUAAAAAUAAAAUGUUUCAGUGAUUCCUGCAAAAAA